CUAUACUUGGUGUUGACAUGUUUGUUACUAGUCAGCUGAACAGGGAGUGUAUGAAAUGAAAGUUACUUUGGUACUUGUAGUAUAUGUCACCAUUAGUUUUGUUGAGACAGAAAAAUGGAAUUCAUCAUUUUGCUUGACUCGACAGAUUCAUGCAGUUUUCCGCAGCCAUGGUUACUUAUUCUCCUGGGAAAAUCAACCAGCACCAAUUGCACCUUUGAACUGGUUGGAGGCCAGAAAGUAUUGCCGUGAUCGCUGUAUGGAACUUGUCAGUCUUGAAACUUUGGAUGAGAAUGAAUUUGUGAAAGAAAAAAUAGAUUCAGGGGAACAAAAUUACGCCUGGACAAGUGGACGGAAAUGUGACUUCCAAGGAUGCAAUCGAACUGAUCUGCUUCCUAUAGAUAUUAAUGGUUGGUAUUGGGCAGGUACUUUGCAGAAAAUACCACCUACAACAGACAGGUUUAAUACUGACUGGAGCGAUGGUGGUGGGUUAGGCUAUCCUCAACCUGAUAACCGCGAGAAGCUGCAAGGGGGUUCAGAAGAGUCUUGCAUAGCAAUCCUAAACAAUUUACACAAUGAUGGAUUACACUGGCAUGACUUAGUGUGUGAUCACCGGCUUCCAUUCAUUUGCGAAGACAAUGAUGAGUUACUACAAAUAGCAGGAAUACCCAAACCAAGUUCUUCUGAAAGUUACAUAGUCAAUUUGUUACUGGAGCAAAACCCAGAACACCCUCCUGAAACAGCAGUAAUGAUCGAAAUAGAACAACUUGCCCCAGAUUUUUAUGAAAACGUUGAUGAAGUUGGCCAGGAAAUUUUCUUGAAAUAUAACUUCUUUGUUCAUUUAUAA
This is a messenger RNA of Schistocerca gregaria, 844 nucleotides long. RefSeq lists its product as uncharacterized. Bases 56 to 844 code for a protein of 262 amino acids. The record is from RefSeq and is a predicted model, not a curated record. NCBI's taxonomy places the organism in Eukaryota, Metazoa, Arthropoda, Insecta, Orthoptera, Acrididae. The transcript is spliced from 5 exons.